Salmo salar (Atlantic salmon) is the source of this 6942-nucleotide messenger RNA. Its product is annotated as la-related protein 4. Gene Ontology annotation, biological process: positive regulation of translation. The record is from RefSeq and is a predicted model, not a curated record. Gene Ontology annotation, cellular component: cytosol; cytoplasmic stress granule. Gene Ontology annotation, molecular function: mRNA 3'-UTR binding. NCBI's taxonomy places the organism in Eukaryota, Metazoa, Chordata, Actinopteri, Salmoniformes, Salmonidae.
CGGGACUGUAGCACUGUUACCAGGGAGGGAGGCAGUAACAGGAGUGUAUUCAUUCGUCCGAUUUCGUUGAAAAACGGUUGGUUCCUCUAGUAAACGGUAACAAACCUAACGGAACUUAACGUGGAGGGACCUACUUGGAAUUGUUGAAAUAGAAACUCUUGUUAUCGAUGCAAAACGUUUUGUAACAGAAUCCGACUAAUGAAUACACUCCUGGUCGCGUUGUAUGACGGGAGUGUGGCGCCUAGCAUAGGCUUCGUCGUGCGGCUAUGUCAACGAUUUAGUUUGUAAUCGAAAAUUAAGAUACUACACGAUUGGCUAUCCUAUUUCCUUUUUAUUGUGACAAUUGCUCCAUUGAUUGCACGUAGUUAUACAUCAAACCAAGUUGAAUAGCGUGAGCUUGUUUUUACGUGGAAAGGUUUAGUCGGAGUGGGGGGACGGGGGAGAGUGGCUAGUCGGGGGCGACCGAUGAGUUCGGAGCAUUGCCCAUCGUCGCCGCAGCAGAAGGAGAGGGUCAAGCCAGCAUUGGACAAACGUGAACAAGGGGAGAUAACAUCGAAAACCAACAAGGAUCAAGGCGGCAUGGUCACCACAAAGGGAGCAGGGCUAAACCCCAAUGCCAAAGUCUGGCAGGAGAUCCCUGUGCCCCAGAGCCAAGUCCCAGAGGACGGCACGGAGGGCACCCACUGGCUAGAGACUACCCCCACUUCUGCUGAUGUCACUGAGGGUUAUUCAGAGGCUCCCCCUACUGAGGAUAAGGGGUACGGCACGGAGUACUCAGACCCCUCGGACAGUGCCCGUUUACCCACAGAGUGUGUACUGAACGGCAUGGAUCCCCCUGAGCUGGGCUACCCCCUCUAUGACUCUGUGACUGAGUCAGCAGUGGAGGAACAGCAGCCCCUCUCUGAAGAGAGCCUGAGAGAGUCUCUGAAGAAACAGCUGGAGUUCUGCUUCUCAAGAGAGAAUCUGUCCAAGGAUCUGUACCUGAUGUCCCAGAUGGAUAGUGAUCACUUUGUCCCCAUCUGGACCAUCGCCAGCAUGGAGGGCAUCAAGGUCCUCACCACCGACAUGGACCUCAUCCUGGAGGUACUACGAGCCUCGCCCAUGGUGCAAGUUGAUGAGAUGGGGGAAAAGGUUCGGCCCAAUCACAAGCGCUGCAUCAUCAUUCUGAGGGAGGUGCCAGAGACCACACCUGUAGAGGAAGUGGAGGCCCUCUUUAAGAAUGAAAAUUGUCCCAAGGUGAUGAGUGUUGAAUUUGCAGCCAACAACAACUGGUACAUCACAUUCCAGUCGGACACCGAUGCACAGCAGGCCCACAGAUAUCUAAGGGAAGAAGUGAAAACGUUUCAGGGAAAACCCAUCAUGGCUCGUAUCAAGGCCAUCAACACAUUCUUUGCGAAGAAUGGCUACCGUAGCGUACCGAACUCCAGUGUGUACAGCCAGCAGGGCCAGUCCCAGUACAACUCAACACACCUCUACAUGCAGCAGGUGUUCAGCCCCCAGCAGCAGUACCCACUCUACCCCCUGGUGCCCCCCACCUGGAACCCAUCGCCUGCCCCUUACUUCCAGACUCCGCUGGCCCCAUUCCCCAACAGUGGCUUUGUGAACGGCUUCAACACCCCUGGGAACUACAAGAGUGGCACCAAUCCCCUGGGCCUCGAACGACCGCCCUUCAACAGAAACCGUGUCCCCCUCUAUUCUAGAAAGAAUGUAAUCAAUGCCUUCAGGAACCACACGAAGAGCCAGCCCAGGCCAUGUGACGAGACCCCUCCUCCCUCUGUUACCCCCGUAUCCCCCCUGGUGGAUGGCCUGUCGGGCCCCUCCAGCGCUCUUCCUCCCCGGACGGCAGGGGCUCCCCUGGGCAGCACCCCCGAGACUGGCCCUGUCCCCCCCACCCUCAGGGACACCCUGCCACUGGCUGCAGAGGGGAUGCCUAAUGGCGACCUGGGCAUUGCUGGCAGGGGCAGGAGAGGCAGCUACAGAGGGAUGCGGAGGAAGAGGGAUGACGAUAGGAUCACGAGGCCCAUCCCUCUGAGCGAGAUAAAGGUUCUACAGCCCAAGUUUGACCUGGCGACCUCCAACUUCCCUCCAUUGCCGGGGUGUGUGGUCAGCACGCAGGGAGAGCCUGUGCUAGAGACUCGCAUGUCUGAUGUGGUUCGAGGCCUCAAGGUGACCAGCGACAAGCCUGAUGUGAAUAAGGAGUCUGUCGCCCCUCCUGCUACUGCCCAAAAGGAGACUGUGAGUGCGCCCAGUCAGGUCGCGCCGGCCCACAAACCCCCCACCCCUCUGGUCGUGGAGCACCCUGUUCCAAGUGUUGCUCAUCCGGUGGAGAAGCCUGAGCCUCAUGUCCAAAAGGAGAUGGCUCCACCCCCCACACCACCCUCUUCUCUGCCAACCCCCUCACAGCCCGCCGCUGCUACCAAACCCACCCCUACGCCCACCCAGAGUCAGUCCAUCUCCACGGCAACACCAGUCCCCGCCACUACCACACCUGCACCGGAGUCAAGGAAGCUGAGCUAUGCUGAGAUGUGCAAGCGGCCAGCCACCCAGCCCCCAGCGCCAAGCACCUCCCCCAACCCUCCCACCUCCUCGGCCAGCCAACCCCUGCGGGAACUGCGGGUCAACAAGGCCGACGAGCCCGCCGCCUCCUCCAGCAGCGAUGGGGAUAGGCCUGAGAAAUCCGAGCGGCCUGGAGAAGGCCAGCCCCACCUUGAUCCCCUUGGCUCAUACUGUGGGGUCAAUGGCCCUGCCCGAUCCGGAGGGAUGGGCCUAAAGUACCGGGAUCAGCAGAGGGGUGCGUCCAUGAGCCGACGCAUCUCCCCCCAGGGCUGGGCCAGACGGAGCGGGAAGGAACAGAACAUUCCCCCCCGGUCACCAAAGUAGUUUAAACAACACCCAACAGACUAACAGGAAAACAAACACAAAUCUAUAUACGUGUGUGUGUGUGUAUAUAUAUGUAAAGAGAUAAAUAUAUAUAUAUUAUUGGAUGAAAGAACACAGUCACGUUCUUAAUCUUAAAGACCCCCCUGAAGAUCGGUCGGACAUCUGCUGACCAAUGUUUGGGAAAGACUGCAAGCUGUAAUCAUUUUAAGAGGGGGCAGACAUGAGUGUUAGAAAUCACAAACUGAAGGACUUGUUUGAAAGAAUAGUGAGAGAUGCUUACAUGCUGCCUCACCUUGGUUAGCUUGAAGGCUGGGCCCCCCACUGCUAAAUCCAUGUUAAUUUGAUUUCUGUGUCAAAGUGGGGGACAAAUGUACAGUAAUGCCUUGUAUCACCAGAAUACUGGUAGUUGCAAAGGGAAAAAAAGGAAAAGAAAAGAGCUGUUAGCAAAUCUAGUUAAUAUGCGACACAGCAAAAGAUGUGGACAUCCACCAAUAUGACAUCGUUAUGAGUUGAUACGUAUGAUGCAUUUUGUUGUUGGAGGCGUUGGCAAGUGAAUUUUUUGGCGAAGGGCGAAGGAUAGUUCAUGAAAUGUGUUUUAUGAAGGUUGGAUGUGAGAGGGCCACAUGGUUUUAGAGAAGUGCCUGUUUUGAACUGUUCUGAGAGAUGGAGGGAGUUGGGAAGCCUGUCAAGCUGCACUUUCUUUUAGGUGAAGAAACGGUCUUGGAUGCCUGUCAGCUAUGAGUCUGGAAUUAUUUUGUGUUCAAAAUCAAUGGGGGGAAAAAAGACAUUUAUUAGAAUCAAUGAAUUUCUUUUCACGGUUGUUGGAAACUUUUGGUAUACCCUUGCUUGAGUAGGACAUUAAAACCUUUACGAUAAUGGUGCUUGGAUACCGUGCGAAUAUGGGGAAAAGUUUGGAUAGUCAGGCUGUCGGUCACUGAAUUGUUAUAUUUUCCACUCUCCAUUUCCUAUUACUUUGAAACGUAUGGUUAAAUGUUUGAAUGAGUGUUGGUCCCAACUGUCUGCCAAUCCUGUUUAGUUAAAAUAUGCUUUGGUUGGUUAAUGAUGAUUGCGCCAACCAUUAGUGCAUAAUCUCUCCAUCCAGGGUCAAGUUCAGUAGGUGCAAAACUGAGUGACACGGCAAGGUACUCAGAAGUUUUCCUAUAAGAACUGCUUGCUUUUGUUUUCCAUUGCAAAAUGUUUUUUUUUUUAAAUGGUUUGCUACAGUGUGUUAUGAACAUGACCCACCAAUCCAUUGGUUAGGGGUUGGGAUUUGAGUGGAUCAGGAAGUGUUGUCAUGGGUAACAGCUCAUGUGAAAGGGAGGAGUCUUCCCUUUGUGAAGGUGUUUGGUAGUUGAGGCAGUCAGCACUUGCAUCGUAGACACCUGACACGUGCACCGUUGCCAUGAAUUUUACCCGUUUAUACGUAGCCUUUUUAAAGGGGCAAUCUGUAUUUGCUACAUUCAUUAUUGGACCUAUUAUUAAUUUAUGUACCAAUUUGAUUCGUCAAGUAUCAAAGCUUGGUUCCACUGUCAUACCCCAUCAGAACCCAAAAUAUAAGCCUGUUUUACUCCGAUGUUUGUAAACAAAGUAAAUGCAGACUAAAUCUAUAUAGCCUCAAAACAUGGUUAAAACUGUCAUUUUUAUGAUAGAUGGUCAGUCCUUGCAUCCAUAGCUCAGUCUAUGAAUUAGAGCUGUUACAUUUCUCCAACCCCCAUCCCUCAGCUUUUUACUGUAACAGGGUAGGGAGAAUGCUUUGUUUCAACUGCUGAUUGUCAUUUUAAGAAGAGCAGUUUUAAUGAUGUGUCUUGCAUAAAAGUUUAACCUGAUGUAUUAAUAUGUACAAUUAAUUGUACCUAUGUGAUCAUGCAGGAUACCGGCGUUAACAUAUACCUUCCUAUUUAUGUCUUGAUGGAACAGGUAGUCUUUAUCAUCAAAUAGAAACCCUUCCACCCCAGAUAUCUGGUCAUUUUAACAUGCCACAAUAUCUGUGCAACAUGUUCCAGAGUAGUCUGCCAUGCAUUUUGGUAGCUCUUGUAUCAUGUAGAAUAGGUUAGAUGGUAUUUUAUAGAGUAGUAAUGGGAUCCCAAGCAUGAAACUAGUCUCUGGUACUAUGUAUUCGAGCUUGCUCAUUUAAAAUGGCCUGAAUUCUGAAGGCAAGUAAAUGUUAUCAUUCUCUUAUUUGUUGGCAUCAGGAAUUAAUCUAUAAAGGAGCUUACUGGUUUAGGGCAGCGAUCACUGGAAUUUAACGUUUUUAAUGCAAUUUUUUUUUUUUUGUUACAUUUGUCAGUAAAGUUCUGCUCCAGCAAGAAUCCGGUUAGUGUUCUGACUUCUCAAUUUGAGUUCAUAACAUGCAGAGUACCGAACCUGUCCCAGUAUGAGAUUAGGGGUGGUCAGUGGAGACUUCCAGGUGUGGUGUUUAGUGCUUUUCGUGUACAGAGGGCUGUUUUCUUGUCAGUGAAAUGCUGUCGAAGUCUGAUCAUGUCCGUUUUGGGGUUAUCCUUUUUCAAUGUUGCCGUUGAUUCAUUGAGCAGAGAUUCUGAAGGGUGAUAAUGAUGAGUCAUGUUAUUUUGGGAUGGGAUUGAGGGCAGAGCGGCUGUCUGAUAUUAGGGUUUUGGUGUCUGGCUAAAUCAUAGGAUUGUGAUUUAGCCACAUUUUCUUUCCUUGUACAUUUCACUUUUUCUUUUUACUGUCUUAGAUUUUUUUUGAUUGAAGAUUUUAAUGCAUAUCUCACGAUUGUUUUAAAUUCCGUACAUGUCCAUUGUUUGCGAAAUGGAAGUUUGUGUAAUGUUAGGAGAGUUGACUUGACAUGGGGAGCAUCAACCUUAAUAUCUGUUCCUUUUGUAUGCGCUUACAAACUCAUAAUUCAGCCUUUGUGUAUUAAUGGAUUGAACCAUAAAUGUAUAGAGAUCAUUAUGUGGAAAUAACUUUUUUUGCAUGGACAUUGCCAUUUUAAAGUAGUCAACUGGGUGGGGAUUCCUAUGGAUUGGGAGCGAUCAGCCAAUGAUCAGAGCAUUGACCGCCAACUAGUGGCCACAAGAAAUGAAUUAAGAUGUGUUUCUAGACUUCAACACUGUAGCUGGUGGUAAGUUGCCAAUUUUAGCUUUACAUGUUUUUCCAAUAUCAGAAGAAGGAAAUUGACUACUUUAAAUGGAGAUGGCCUCAUUGGCACAGAUACAACAUUGUGAUCUCUAUGAUCCAGACCAAAGUCAAGCAGGCAAAAAGACAACCUUGGGAACUUGGGAACACUCCUACUGUGGGAUGGAAAAGCUGUCAGUUAAUUGAUUAAUGCUCCCUGUCUCUCUUGAUUGGCCAGUUAUGCUUGAUUAAUGUAGUCCUAUUUGAGGGAAGGCCACAUGUGUAGGUGGUCUGAAUGUUCUUGUACAGAUUUUGCGCCUAGAAGGCUAAUCUUUGGUCGUUUUUUUUUUCUUCUUCUUUAUUAGUAAGCACAUUUAGAUUUGAGUAAAUGUUUUGAAAGAGUUCUGCAGUUUGACUUUUUUUUUUUUUAUGGUCUCUGAUGUACUUUUUCUUUCAGUGCAUUUGGUGUCUUUUUUUGUUAGUUUUUUUCAAAAUGUGUGUAGUAUAUAUCCAAAACUAUUAUCUGAUUUGCGACUUGGUUUAAGUGAGAAUUCAGUGCACUGCCUGGGUGCUAGCAGUGCAGUAACAUGUUACCUAUCUAACCACUGGGCCUAUGUUCUUCUUUUAUAUUUUUACAUCCAUUAAUGGCUAAGCUAAGAGCAGCUAGUGGUGUUGUGGAAUGAAAUGCACUAACUUUUGUUUGAAAAUACUCUCAUAAUCCUGUAAGGUGUAAAAUCAUUUUAGAUGUCUACGUUGAAGAAAAGGUGUUCAGGUUUGCUGAAAUUAUUACAGGAAUAGGGUUUUAUUUUUCUUUAACUGUUUUUUUUAUUAGUUUUUGUAGCACUUCCCUGCUGGGACAAUGGCGUUGGAGGGGGUGCAGCUGGGAAAUGGUAACGUAUGAGUGGGGGGGUGUGAGACACUGAAUUACUGAUUUAAUAGAUGUCUGAACAAAAACUUAAAAGAAUAAUAAAGUACAAAUAUUUCUUG